AUGAAUCGUCUGUUCGGCAGCAAAGCAGCAAAACCCAAACCAUCGCUCACGGACGCCAUCGCGUCCACCGAGACGCGCGCCGACUCGGUCGAGGUCAAGAUCCGCAAGCUCGACUCGGAACUCACACGCUAUCGCGAUCAGAUGCGCAAGAUGCGCGACGGCCCCGGAAAGAGCGCGAUACAACAACGCGCCCUCCGUGUGCUCAAACAGAAACGCCUCUACGAGAAUCAGCUCGCCCAGCUGCAGCAACAAAGCUACAACAUGGAACAGGCCACCAUGACCACCGAAAAUCUGCGCAACACCAUGGCCACCUUCGACGCCAUGCAGACCGCUAACAAGGAGAUGAAGAAGACCUACGGCAAGAUCGACCUCGAUAAGAUCGAGAGCAUGCAGGACGAGAUGGAGGACCUGAUUGAGGCCGCGAAUGAGGUCCAGGAGACAUUGGGCAGGAGCUACGGUGUGCCGGACGAGGUGGACGAGGAGGAUUUGCAGGCAGAGCUCGAUGCGCUCGAGGCGGAUGGCUGGGGCGAGGAGGAGGGCGAUGCUGUGCCGAGCUAUCUGCAGACGAACCAGGAGCUGCCGGACUUUGUCGAUGAGCUGCCGAGCGAGGGUGUGGCGCAGGGUGAGAAUAAGGAGCCUGGCGAGGCAUUGCGUGCGGCGUAG
This is a messenger RNA of Sporisorium graminicola, 663 nucleotides long. RefSeq lists its product as uncharacterized. Gene Ontology annotation, cellular component: multivesicular body. Gene Ontology annotation, biological process: vesicle budding from membrane; late endosome to vacuole transport via multivesicular body sorting pathway. The transcript has a single exon. The coding region runs from base 1 to 663 and encodes 220 amino acids. The record is from RefSeq and is a predicted model, not a curated record. Lineage: Eukaryota; Fungi; Basidiomycota; Ustilaginomycetes; Ustilaginales; Ustilaginaceae.